Messenger RNA from Aspergillus novofumigatus IBT 16806, 2216 nucleotides. RefSeq lists its product as uncharacterized. The transcript is spliced from 3 exons. The record is from RefSeq and is a predicted model, not a curated record. Bases 446 to 1930 code for a protein of 494 amino acids. Lineage: Eukaryota; Fungi; Ascomycota; Eurotiomycetes; Eurotiales; Aspergillaceae. Gene Ontology annotation, molecular function: protein binding.
AUGGCCGAGACUCUUGGGGCUGCAGCAUCGAUUGUAGGGAUUGCAUCGCUUGCGGGGCAGAUCUGCAGCGGGGUUCAGCAACUCUACGCCUUUGUAGACUCGAUCAAGCAUGCUCCGUCCGAUAUUCAGAACAUCAAAAAUGACAUUUUCCUUAUCGAGAGGGUCGUACGCCGCAUGGCUGAAGACUGUUCCGACCUUCCAGAGCAUCUUGACAUUGAUAUUCUCAAGUCCUCCUUUGAGCUGUGCCUGUCUCGCGUUAACCGACUGUUGACAAUCAUCCAAUCACUUGAUACCUCGAGUCAGAAGAAUCGAACCAUCAAAUUGGUUAAGGCGACUGUGAAGAAGACAAGGGUUGCCGAGUUUGCGAAAGAACUGGACAGUGCAAAGAUGACUUUGAUGCUAGUGUAUCAACAUCAUAUCCAGUCAGUUGAGGCCACCCAAAUGUAUGCCUGUUGGUCUUACUGAUAUUGCUUCGAAUAGGAACAUAGGCCCUCUAGGUAUUAGCCAAUCGUCCUGCCGUUCUACAGCCAAUGCGGGACGGAGGGAGCAAGAAAAGUUCAGCACACAGAUGGUGAAUUUUGGUCGAUCGUACAGCAACACGUCGGAAGUAAUAUACACACUGUGUCUCGGCCGCCUCACCGUCAAAUCUGAAACCGUCACACUAAGACAAGGAAUUGGUAAAUCAGAUACAGCGCAAACAGAGUACCGAUCAGAGAAAAAGACAUUCACUCUGAGAUCAACAGGAUGGUGGUCAUCUCGCAUCAUCGAGCUGCAGGCUAUUCGACAAGCGAGUCAGUGGACUUUCAACCUACGACCAUGGCAUGUAGUCAGUCCUAACUCUAUGCUAUUUGAUUUUUGCAUGGAUGGCGAUUUGCGCAAUGUCCAACGACUUUUUAGUAAACGCCUGGCCUCGCCUUUUGAUAUAACCUCCGACGGUGACACGGCAUUGCAUUUUGCGGCCUUGUCAGGAAACCCAGAUUUAGUUGCAUUUCUUCUGUGCAAUGGAGCAGAUGCAAAUGUGGAAAAUGCGUCAGGAGAGAACGCUCUUCAUCUCGCAAUGGUUAGUCCGCGAGAAGAAGAACAUCUGGAACUGGCCCGAUUGUUAGUAGAAAAAGGCCAAGUCGAUCCAAUGGGAUCAGUCCGAGAAUCUGGCGUCAUACAUUCAUAUGCUGGUCCGGUGGAGGCCUUCAGAUACCUCAUCCACCAAGAUGAGUUUUUCGUCGAUCUGGAAGAGCGAAACCGCGGUGGAAGGACGAUUCUGCAGCAUCAGAUCUUUCAUCGGCUUUAUUAUGGGGACUCGUUCGAGCGGAUCCAGGUCCUUUUCGCUGCUGGUCGCCACCUUCCUGAAGGUUACAUUGAUGGAGACCCGACCUAUGACGGCUAUUCCGCACUCCACUGCGCUGCUCACGUCUGGGCUAAUGCUAAAUUGAGGGAAGAUGAGCACACGGCUCAGCAAAGUGAGUUGGUUCUCCGGAGCCUCUUGAGUAGAGAAGAGGAUAUACAUAGAAUAAGCGGCCGAGGUUACACCGCUUUAACGACUAUCGGCGAGAUGAUUCACUUUCGUAACAAGAGGCCGGAGCUGAAUCACGAGGUUAUAGCUGCAUGGCUCAAUCUGCUUUCGGAUGCGGGACACGAUGUGAAGGUCUAUUGCUUGACGGAACGUACCCUGGAGAGGAAGAGACAGGAGACUUCAAGAGCGGCUGUUCCCAGAUUUCUUGUCAUCUUCGAAGAGAUGAACGGAGUGGACGGAGUUGUUGAUGGCCUGCAGAUAUCUAUAUCCUCCCUGGAGCAAGUGAUUGAAGUGGAAGAUGAGGAUGAAGUACCCCGAAAAUUGAUAACACACGAGCAUCGUCAUCCCAAGUGGCUCACGGUCUUUGGGAAAGGCGUACAGGCGUCACCUUUCCAAACCGUUCAGUCUCUUUUGGUCUGAAAAGGAACGCGGUUUCGAUCGUGAUGUUCAUGUUAUUCAUCUACUGCUUCUUCAUCUCAAAUAAGUUACGGCUUUAAAGGAUAUAAAAUUAUGCACGAUCAACAACUGCUAGUCAUAUUGCGUGGAAUCUAUCCGUAACUAAUGCAUAUAUUCUCAGAAGCAGAAAAGGUAAAAGGGCAAGUAAGAAUAAAAGGGUGACCAAAAGGGAACAAGCCAAGCACACAUCCAAUCCUAACAACUAUGCCCGGUCCCUUUAAAUACCACCGACCCUGACCACGGACAGGUC